Molecule: messenger RNA, 2125 nt
Organism: Miniopterus natalensis
Lineage: Eukaryota; Metazoa; Chordata; Mammalia; Chiroptera; Miniopteridae
Source: RefSeq, a predicted model, not a curated record
GCUGCUGCGUUCUAUGAGCGCCGGUCUUGUCUCCCCCAGCUAGACUGUGAGCGCCCCCAUGGCAGGGACCCGGACUCCCACUUCUUCGGCAUUCGGCCGACGUUUAUGUGCUAUGUGCCCAGUCCGGUGCUAGCUUCCGUGGGAGACUCAGAUUUUGUCUGCGGAAAGGGGAAGUGUGCUAAGCAAGGUCCACCAGGAGCCCAGGAGACACAUUUUGGAGAUGAUAAACUUGGAAAUCUCGAAGAAGCAAAUCCAUUCUCCUUCAAAGAGUUUCUGAAAACCAAGAACCUCAGCCUGUUGAAAGAGGACACAGCCAACAGCAGGCUGCUUUCAAAGGAAGCCACAAGGUACUCACUGGGACUCAACUGCAGCUCGGCGGCCUCCCAGCCCGUGGGCUUUGGCCUGGAAUACCAGCAGCCGUUCUUUGAAGACCCGACGGGGGCGGGUGACCUCCUGGACGAGGAUGAGGACGAGGACGGGUGGGACGGGGCCUACCUGCCGUCCGCCGUGGAGCAGGCCCGUUCCCCGGGAGCCUCGGCCAGCACGUCGCCCUGCAGCACGUACAUCUCCUUCUUCUCCAGCCCGCCGGAGCUGGCGAGGCCCGAGGCCCUGCCCCCCUGGACUCUGAGUGACUCCGACUCUCGAGUCUCUCCGGCGGCCAGCCCCAGCGCAGACUUUGCAGCCCACGGAGAGUCCCUGGGGGACAGGCACCUUCGGACGCUGCAGAUAAGUUACGAAGCACUGAAAGAUGAGAAUUCUAAGCUAAGAAGAAAGCUGACUGAAGUGCAGAGCUUCUCUGAGACGCAAACCGAAAUGGUGAGGACACUUGAGCGGAAAUUAGAAGCAAAAAUGAUCAAGGAAGAGAGCGACUACCACGACCUGGAAUCCGUGGUACAGCAGGUGGAGCAGAACCUGGAGCUGAUGACCAAACGUGCAGUGAAGGCAGAAAAUCAUGUCACGAAACUGAAACAAGACAUAAGCUUGCUGCAGGCACAGGUCUCAAACUUCAAGCGUGAGAAUGAGGCCCUGCGCAUGGGCCAGGGUGCCAGCCUGACGGUGGUGAAGCAGAACACUGACGUGGCCCUGCAGAACCUCCGUGUGGUCAUGAACAGCGCCCACACCUCCAUAAAGCAGCUGGUUUCUGGAGCCGAAACGCUGAACCUGGUUGCUGAAAUCCUCAAGUCCAUAGACAGAAUUUCUGAGAUUAGAGAGGACGAGGAGGAAGAGCCCUGAGACGUCCACUGGCAGCUCUGUUUACAUUCUGAAAUCACUACCUGAUUUAAAAUGCCAUUGUGUCUUUAAAUAUGCAGUCUUCACAGUAAAAAUAUUUAUCAUGAGAUACUAAUUUCAUGACCUAGAACAGUAUUAUUAGCCAACCGCAACGAGGAGCAGCUCUAGUGAGUCGCACCUCAGGUUUCUAUUCUAUGCAGCCCUUCCUUGGUGAACUUCCUGCUGUUAGAGACUAUGAGCUACUGGAAGACACGUUUAUAAAAGCCACCAAUUUUUUUAAUUUACUGAACAUGAACACAGCAGUUCUGUGAUUGUCUUCCACUAUUCCAGAACAUUCAUUCUAAGAUAAGUUUAAUCGAUUGUCCUUGAUUUCACAAGUAAAGAAAAACACUAAAUGAGCCGACAUCCAGAUGAUUGCCUUGGACAGGGCCCUGUGCCUUUUUGCCAUUGUUCAGUGCCCCCUCUGGCUCAGUCCACUCCUGCAGCUUUCACAGGGGUGGUUCUUGGGAUUGGUGGCCUGAGUGGGGACACCCCACGUGAUGGACACUAUCCUCUGGCAGGUACCAAGGUUGGCACGAUUCUACACUGUGAAGCGUGGAAACAUACCUCUUUAGGGGCCUUCAGGUUUGAAAAGAUGUUUUUGAUGGAGGGUUUUGAUUCAUGUUCCUAGUGGCCUUUUGUAUAAUGAAGUCUGGAAUUCAGGAAUUCAGAGGACGUGCAGAGCCUUCCCGGUUAGCACGAGUCUCCCAGACUGCCUUUGCAGCAGCUUUCUGACAUAGGGAGGCUUAACAUGCACUCUGUGCCUUUUUGGCUGUUUUCCUGUAGAUGUUAUUUUUUAAAAUACAUUUUCCCUCCUGUUCAAAUGGACAACUUUCUUAAUAAAUUCUAAAAUGCA